GUUUGAAAACUGAAGUCGAGCAGAGCGCGCGGCAUUUACAUUUCCAUUUGGCCAUACCAGUGAAUAAUAGUUGUUGUUUAAAAUUCGCACUAUAAUAUAAAUAACUUGCGAAAUGGCCAGUGAGCACAGCAUGCCUGCCAUUGAACACAAGCUGAACCUCAGCGAGGAGGAUGUUCCAGCGAAUAUACGUGUCAUAGCGGAGAAGCAAGGAGAAUGCGAGCAAAGCAAAAAGGAAAUUAUAGAACAAUUUCGCAGUUAUAUUCUAGAACACAACGAGUGCCAACCCUAUCGCAACGAUGACAAAUAUUUGGAGAAGUUUUUGAGGGCUCGCUACUGGAAAAUAGAGAACAGCUACAGAUUGCUCUGCAGUUACUAUAAAUUCCGCGAGCAGAACAAGAACUACUAUGAGAAGGUGCGUCCACUGGACUUGCGCCAUUUGGGAGACGACGAUAUAUUGACUGUCACGCCCUAUCGUGACCAGCAUGGACAUCGCAUACUCAUCUAUCGCUUUGGACUGUGGCGCCCGAAUCGGGUGACUGUCGAUGACAUCUUUCGUGCCACCAUUGUGCUGCAGGAGCUAGGCUCCCUGGAGCCGAUCUCACAGAUUGUGGGUGGUGUUGGCAUCUUCGAUUUGAAGGACUUGUCUUUUGAGCACAUUCUGCAUCUCAGUCCGGGAGUGGCUCAGAAAAUGAUUGCUCUGCUAGUGACUUCCAUGCCAAUACGCACGGCCGCCUUGCAUAUAGUCAACCAGAAUUGGAUGUUUAAUGCUGCCUUCAAGAUUUUCAAACCCUUCUUGAAUGCUUCUAUGCGGGAGCGUCUCUACAUACACGGCAGCGAUAUGAGUUCCCUACACAAGUUCAUCGAUCCGGAGCAUUUGCCAAAGCGCUACGGCGGUGUACAUGAGGACUAUCCUUAUACGCUUUGGCUGGACAUGCUCCAGGAGCACGGUGGCAGUGUGCGGAAGGAUAUGGAGCAGCUUGGAUUUAUUUUUGAUCAAUAAGAAGCUUAUUAUAACUUUUAUCUCUAGAGCGCUGUUUAUUCUGAAUAACUUAAUGGCGUUCUUUUAAUAAUAUACUAAUAAACUGAAAUUUUGAUACUUUAAA
Molecule: messenger RNA, 1103 nt
Organism: Scaptodrosophila lebanonensis
Lineage: Eukaryota; Metazoa; Arthropoda; Insecta; Diptera; Drosophilidae
Product: alpha-tocopherol transfer protein
Exons: 6
Coding region: 113-1000 (295 amino acids)
Cellular component (GO): membrane
Molecular function (GO): phosphatidylinositol bisphosphate binding
Source: RefSeq, a predicted model, not a curated record